Messenger RNA from Lachancea mirantina, 3057 nucleotides. NCBI's taxonomy places the organism in Eukaryota, Fungi, Ascomycota, Saccharomycetes, Saccharomycetales, Saccharomycetaceae. The record is from the annotation of a GenBank genome assembly.
AUGUCACUCUUCGUCAGAGAUGAAUCAGAUGAUGAAGAAUUGAACGUUGAGCUGUCAAGACAUGACGAUGAUUCUGACGGGGGGCAAAGGGAUGAUUUAGAUCAAGAGUUAUACCCUUUAAUUUUGGAUGAUAAUGACAAUCAUAUAAAACCGAACGUGGAAGAAAUCAGAGCCGUAGACAUUCAAUUGUCUCUUCCAUUACCUUUUCAGCAAAUUGUUGUUGAAAAUAUGCUUUCUUCUGACGAUUGUUUGUUGAUUCUAGGUACAGGAUUGGGUACUGAACCGAUUGUAGGUAAUUUAUUGCAUGUUUUGGCUACUCCAACUCGAAUAGACGGGCAAGACAAGCGAUCGUUGGUUUUGCUAUUGAAUUCUAGUGAAGAGGAUAAUGAGAAAAUUAUGGAAGAGCUUUUAGAGCUUUCUUGGUUUACGACAUGCGACGAAAACCAACGACCUUUUAAUGUCGUGAACUCCGAUGGACUUUCUGUUGAGAAAAGAAGGCAAACUUAUCUAGAAGGUGGGAUCAUAUCUGUCACGUCUAGGAUCUUGAUCGUAGAUUUACUUUCCGGGAUUCUACACCCCAACAAAAUUACGGGGCUUAUGAUCAUGCAUGUGGACACUUUGCACAAUUAUUCUAACGAAUCCUUUAUUGUUGAAAUGUAUCGAUCCGUCAACAAAUGGGGAUUUAUCAAAGCGGUUUCUGAUUCUCCAGAGUCGUUUGUCAGUGAGUUUUCACCUUUGGCACGCAAGUUAAAGGAUCUAAGGCUCAAAAAGGUGCUUCUCUGGCCUCGAUUCCAUGUCGAUAUUUCGGCUUCGCUAAAUUUUAAUAAGGAUAACAAAGUCACAGAAGUCAAGAUUUCGCUCACAGAUGCAAUGUCCCAUAUUCAAUUUGGCCUGUUUGAGUGCUUGAAAAAGUGCAUAGACGAAUUGAACCGGAAAAAUCCAACUCUUGCCUUAGAGUCUUGGAAUAUUGACAACUGUUUGCAUCCGAAUUUUUUGAAGUCCAUUCAUGCUGUUUUGACACCCAAUUGGCAUCGAAUCUCUUUUGAAUCUAAACAGCUUGUGAGGGAUAUCAACACCUUGAGAAAACUUUUACAUGCUUUGACUAGCUAUGACGCUGUUGAUUUCUAUGAAAUGAUUCAGAUUAUAUUAGAUGCCAACAAACCUUCUGUGGGCAGAAAAUAUUUGGAAUCACCAUGGUUAAUGGCAGAAGAAUCGCAAAUUGUUAUAUCGUACGCCAAAAGUCGAGUUUAUCGCGAAGAAAAGUAUGAGUUGGAAGAGUUACCCAAAUGGGAGCAACUUAUCGCAAUUUUAAAAGACAUAUCGCAGGACAUUAUGGAAAGCACUGUUGCUAAGGGACCGGUUCUCAUAAUGUGCUCUGAUGAACGUACCUGCAGACAGGUUAAAAAAAUCGCUAGUUACUCUGGUCAGCCAAUGGGCCUGAGAAGAUUCAUGAUGCGUAAACUCAAAGCAUAUAUGGCCAGGGUGGAGGCCAUCAAAAAGACUGCAAAGGAUAUUCAAGAGGUGAAUGAAGCCAAUACUGUCAAUGGAGAAAUUCAAGUCUCUCGCGCGUUUGCAAAAGAAGACGUAAUUUCAAAAAGAAGACGCACACGUGGCGCUGCCGCUGUCGCUGCUGUGAAUCGUCUGAAAAACUCCUCUGCAGCUGGAGGAGAGGACCUAGACGCGCUCAUUACGAUUGAUGAUAUAGAAAAGCAAAUGAGUAGUGUGAUGGGAACGGACGAUUUUUUUCACAGUUCAGCUGACAAUGAAAUUGAUGAAUUUGAUGACAUCUUAGGAGGCAAUGACGAACUCAAGGAAGAGGAAGAUGAUCUGAGCGGCUCGCAUGAACUCUCUAACGAAGACCUAGAGGCCGUUGAUGCAACUUUGCAAUACUUUGAAUACAUCAAUAGAGAAGAUUUGAUAUUCGUGGAAAAAUUCCAUAAUAAGACUAAUGACUUACUGCUUCAAGAGAUUAUGCCAUCUUAUCUUAUAAUGUAUGAACCCGAUCUCAGUUUCAUCAGGAAGGUCGAAAUUUACAAAGCUGUCUACAAAGAUCUGUCGCCGAAAGUCUAUUUCAUGUACUACGGUGAUAGUGUUGAAGAGCAACGGCAUCUGACUGCCAUAAGGAAGGAAAAGGAGGCAUUCACUAAACUUAUCAGAGAGCACUCCCAAUUGGCGCAACAUUACGAGACGAACGAAGAUCUUUCGCGUUAUAGAAAUUUAGCACAACGCAAGCUCCAACUUUCUCGGUCCCUUCGUAGCUCAAGAGCCGCAGGCGGCCAGAAAGCGUUUGAUACUGUUGAGAGAGACGUAGUUGUAGUUGAUAUUCGAGAGUUUAGAGCGCCUUUACCGGGUUUACUCUUCAGAUACGGGGUCAAGGUUGUGCCAUGCAUGUUGACGGUAGGUGACUAUGUCCUCACACCACAAAUUUGCGUUGAAAGAAAGUCUAUACCUGACUUAAUCUCCAGUUUCAAGAGUGGUCGAUUGAGUGAACAAUGCAAGAGAAUGGCCAAAUAUUACGACUUCCCCACACUUCUCAUAGAGUUCAGCGAUUAUGAAUCAUUCUCGCUCGAGCCCUUUAGCGAGCGUAGAUACGGAGCUGCUACCUCAAACACCCACCCAAUUUCGGGGAAGCUGAUGCAGGACGAGAUUCAAAUGCAGCUGGCCAAACUUGUCAUGGCUCAUCCAUCUCUUAGAAUUGUAUGGUCGUCUUCUCCACUUCAGACCGUUAACAUACUUUUGGAAAUCAAAACUGAUCGAGCUCAGCCCGAUCCUAGUGCAUGUGUUCAAAUUGGUCUUAAAUCCAAACAAGUCAGCAGCAUCGGGCCUCAAGGAGAUAAAGCUAACAAGGUAAAGCUCAAAGAGCUUCUUUUAGUGCCAGGUUUAUCUAAUAUUGAUUAUUACAAUCUCGUUAGAAGAUGCAAGAGUUACAGAAAUCUACAGGAGAUGACGCUCGAUCAAAUUAGGGACAUCAUUGAUGACUUUGAUCUGACGGAGCGCAUUUGGAACUAUGUACGCCGGGAAGAGGAGGAUGGCGAUGAUUUUGCGACCUCCUCGUAA